CGCUUCUCCUUAAUGUAAAUUUACUUGCCGGUUGUCUGCAUGUGUGUGGUAAAAACAGUUCAACUCUAAUUUAUUAAUUAAAAUUUACCGUUAGGUAGAUCAAGAUCAGUUUGCGGACCCACCUAAAGAAUCCAGCAAUCGACCAGGAUGACAAAAUAUAAAGGAUUCUUACCUUUAGUGGUUACAGGUAUUCUAAUAGCUACUUUGAUCCAUUAUUCAGAUGGCCUUGCUGUUAUGUCUGUUGAUUUUGGAUCAGAAUACAUGAAGAUUGCAAUUGUAAAACCUGGUGUUCCCAUGGAAAUAGUUUUAAACAAAGAAUCAUCAAGAAAAACAAGAACUAUUGUAGCAUUUAGAGAUGGUGAAAGACACUUCUCAAAUAUGGCCCAUACAACAGGUAUCAAAUUUCCACAGAAAGCCUACUGGUAUUUGUUGAAUCUGGUUGGAAAACGUUUUGAUGAUCCUCAUGUUGAGUUAUAUAGACAGAGAUUUCCAUAUUAUAACAUUAUUAAAGAUGAAGAUAGAGGAACUUUACUAUUUCAACAUGAUGAUGAAACUACCUAUACUCCCGAAGAAUUACUUGCCAUGGUUCUAGAAAAUGCUAGAGAUAGUGCAGAAGCUUUUGCAGAACAAAGUAUAAAAGAUGCUGUAAUAACUGUACCAGCUUUCUUCCAUCAAGCUGAACGCAGAGCUUUACUAACAGCUGCUGAUAUGAUUGGUUUAAAUGUUCUACAACUUAUGAGUGAUAACGCUGCAGUUGCAUUAAACUAUGGUGUUUUUAGAAGAAAGAAUUUUAACUCUACAAUGCAGUACUAUAUGUUUUAUGAUAUGGGAGCAUCUAGUACAGUUGCUACAAUAGCAGGUUAUCAUAUUGUUAAGAUUAAAGAAGGUACUAGAUUAGAAACCAAUCCUCAGGUUGUAAUUAAAGGUGUAGGAUUUGAUCGAACAUUAGGUGGGUUAGAGAUAACUGUGCGUUUAAGAGAUCAUUUAGCCAAAUUAUUCAAUGAUAUGAAGAAAACUAAAACCGAUGUCCGAACUAAUCAGAGAUCUAUGGCUAAACUAUUAAAGGAAGCUGACAGAGUUAAACAUGUACUUAGUGCAAAUGCUGAUCAUUUUGCACAGGUUGAAGGUCUGCUAGAAGAGAAAGAUUUUAGAGCUAAAGUAACAAGAGCUGAAUUAGAAGAAAUGAGUGCUGAUUUAUUUGAUCGUGUUGCUAAACCAAUAGAAGAUGCUCUACGUACUUCUGAAAUAACAAUGGGUGAAAUUAAUGAAGUAAUAUUGAUGGGAGCUGGAACAAGAAUGCCAAAAAUACAGGACAAAAUUAUGGAGGUUGUUAAAAGAAAGGAACUGGGUAAGAGCAUAAACACUGAUGAAGCUGCUGCUUUAGGUGCUGUUUAUCAAGCUGCUUAUCUAGGAAAAGGAUUUAAAGUUAAAACUUUCUCUGUUAAAGAAGCUAAUUUAUACCCUAUUGUGGUAGAUUUUGAAAAACACACAAAGGGUGAUGAUGGAGUAGAAAUAACUAGAAAUGUUAAAAGAACUUUAUUUGGUAGAAUGAAUCCUUUCCCCCAGAAAAAGGUUAUGACUUUUAACAAACAUUUUGAAGAUUUUAGUUUUAGUGUGAAUUAUGGAGAUCUUGACUUUUUGUCAGAGGAAGAAAAAAAAUUAAUUCCGUCAUUGAAUUUAACUAGUGUUACUCUGCAAGGUGUAAAAGAUGCCCAUGAUAAACAUGGUAAAGAUGCCGAAUCUAAAGGUGUUAAAGCUCAUUUUAGAAUGGAUGAAAGUGGUGUCUUAAGUCUGGACAGGGUGGAAUCAGUGUUCGAAAAGCUAGAAGUUGCUGAAGACAAAAAAGAUGAAUCUACAUGGUCAAAGCUUGGUACAGCUAUUGGUGGAUUAUUUGGCGGUGGAGAAAAAGAGAAAUCUGAUCAAGUUGAAACUGUAGAGCAGUCAGAUGAGUCUGCAACUAAUAGCACAGCAGAUAACUCUACUAAAACUAACAGCACUAGUAGCAAGCCAGAUAAUAGCACCAACAACAGUAACAGCAAAGAACAGUCAGCAAAUAAUACUCCUAAAGAUAGCACUAAGUCUACAGAACAAGUUAGUGAUGAAGAACAAAAACCUGACACUGAAGCACCAAAGGAAGAAACUCAAACAGAAGAAAAACCAAAUGAAGAAAAGAAGGAUGACACUAAAACAGAAGAAAAAUCAGAGAAAAAAAAUAAAAAGAAGAAAAACAAGUCUGAUAAAAAUGACAAAAAAGACAACAACGGCAAAACAGAUGAGAAAAAUGGUAAAAAGGAUGAUAAAAAAGAUAGCAAAGAUGACAAGAAUGGCAGUAAAGAAAAAAAUGAAACAAAAACUGAAGAAGAAAAGAAACCUAAGAAUGUUAUUUAUAAAGAAGAUAUUGUUGCAACUGCUGUUAUCAAAGAUUUACCUGAAUUAACAGGGGAAAAAAAGAAUAAAAGUCAGAAAAGGUUAAAGGAAUUAAGAAAAUUAGAUUUAGAAAAAGUAGAAUUAGAAAAGGCUAAAAAUAGUUUAGAGAGUUAUAUAUUUGAUAUGCAAGAUAAGAUGAGUCAAGAAGAUUAUAUGACCUGUUCAACAACAGAAGAACAAGAAAAUAUGAGUAAAUUGUUCUCUGAAUCUUCUGAUUGGCUAUAUGAAACACCAGAAGAUACAAAGAAAGAGGAAUAUAAAAGCAAAUUGAAGACAUUAAAAGAUGGCAUGAAAGAUAUAUUAAUAAGAUUUAAAGAAAGAGAGGAGAGACCUAAAGCUUUAGAUGCCUUAUUUAAUAUGUUAAAUCAUUCAAAUUAUUUCCUAGCUACUAUUAAAAAUUUAUCAUCCUUAGAGGAUCCAGUCUUUACUGAGAUUGAAAUUACAACCUUAGAGAAACUAGUCAAUGAAACCAAGACGUGGAGGGAUGAAAAUGUUGCUGAACAAAAGAAAUUAAAAGACAAUGAAAAUCCUAAAUUAUUAGUAGAAAGUAUUGCUUAUAAAAUCCAAGCUCUAGAUCGAGAAGUGAAAUAUCUUGUAAAUAAAGCUAAAACUUUUAAACCUAAAAUAAAACCUAAAGUGACAAUUAAUGAUACAAAAACAGGUAAUAAUACUAAAAAAGAAAAAUCUGUCAAUUCUACAACAGAAGAUACAGAUACAACACCAACAACAGAAAAACCUCCUACACAAGAGGAAGAACCGCCUGUAACAGAAUCUGCAGAAGACAUUCCUGUGCAAGAUAAUACUGACACCUCAAAUACAGAUGAUACAUCAGAGGAGACACAAUCAAAAAAUAUAGCUGAUGAAGGAGAUAAACCAUCAGAAUUAGAUGAUGGAACAGCAGAAUCGAAUACACCUCGCACAGAUUUAUAACUAAAGAAAUUAUAGGAGCUAACUUAUAAAUUAUACAGAUAUAUUUUGUGAAUGUUUGUGUCUGAGUCCAUUUAUUUAAUUCUCAAUGAUUGUUAGUUUGAAGAAUGUGAUCAGUUAAUUAUUCUGGAGGUGUACAGAUGUGUAUCAUGAUAGACAGAAUGCACAAUUUAUUAUGUGCUUAAAUGACUAGACCUCUUUGUUUUGGGUGAAAAUAAAUAAAUAAAAUAAAUAUAUCGGUAUGCAAUUAUUAGUUUAGGUCCACAGAUUAAGGCAUUGUUAAGUUAAAAUGGAUUUUCUAUUUAGCAAUCAACAAUAUUAGUAGAAAAUGUAACUUGAAAAAAGUAAGCACACCAACUUAUGCUUUAACACAAGGUACAAUUUUAUGGAUACACAAUUACCAGAUAAAGACGAGAAUAUCCUCGUUGAAACAUCGCUUAGUAUUAAACUCAAUAAUUGUGUAUCCAUAAAAUUGUACCUUGUGGUAAUUAAUAUGUUCAAUUACUAAAUUCCUAUCCAAGAAACUGCUGCUUUAUCAGCCAAAAUGAAUUUUUAACAUAUUGGAUUAACAUAUUUUGACCCAAUUUAAAGAGGUUUUACUCUUAAACUUAUAGACUUUUUAUUUGUUGUGUUUUUGUUGAAAAAAUCAUGCAUUUCAUUAAAUUCCAAUACUGGUUAUGGUAUUGGUUUCUCAUCAACUAGUUUUGUGGAAGAUAUUUGAUAUCUGUAUCAUACAGAAUUAUAUUUAAUCAGAGUAGUCUAACCAAAUAAAUAUGUUAAUGCCAGUAUGCAUCUGAAAAUCUUAACCAGUAACCAGAAUUCAUGAAUUUUUGUGUCAAAAGGAUAGAUUUUGAUUCAUGAAAAAGUCUUAUAAAAUGUCCAUUAUGAAUGAUAAUCAUUCACUGUUUUAUGCUUAUUUAAAAGAUUUUUUUUUUGUAGUUAUAAGUAGUUAUAUCUACCACAAAAUUUCAUCUGGAUUUUCUUAUUAUUUCUUAUUACAAUCAUUCAUUAUCUUUCAUUUUACAUAUUUACAUUAUGGUUUCGUAAGAACCUUUGGAAAUUUUACUUUGUUAUUUACUCAUUAUAAUUGUAAAACUCAUGAUAUGUCAUCUGUUAAAAAAAUGUAUGUUUUGAUUAUAAUUUUACUAUUGUGUUUCAUGAAAUAUGUUGAUGGUUCUAGUGCAGUUAUUAAAAUAGAGAUAACAAAAUUGUGAAUGAUGAUUGUUGGUAGACAUUCCGUAAUUUAGUGCUGUAAAUGAUUAUUAUAGUAAUUUAAAAUUUCUUCAUUUAAAUAUAUCAUAGAACAUCCCAGUGAAUUAUCAAUGCAAUAUACUAGAAAAGUAUAAUACAAUCCUCAAAUGCCAAUCAUAUUCAUGUAAAGGUAGUACAAAAUAUUCCUGGAAACUCAAGGGUGUGUCAAAAACAAAUCGAUAGUAAUCAUGACAUGAAUAUACAGAAUUGUGUAUAAAAGUGUAUAUUGUACAUUACUGAUGAAAUUAUUUUGUUGAAUGUAAGUCUCUGAACAUCAUUUGAGGAAUGAAUACCUUGCAAACUGCAAUGAUUUAAUUCUGUUCAGUGAUAUGUGAUAAAAUGGAUAUGAACAGGAUAUAGUCAAAUGCCAGCACCAUCUGUAAUCUUCGCUGAAAUCUUUUGAUUUGAAGUUUUCCAAAAGAUGAAAAUGACUUCCAGAGAAAAUUGUAUUGUAAACUUUUAAAUUCUUUGUAGGCUAAUAAAACGAAAUUAGGAAUAAUUUGGAAGGAAAAGAUUUCGACUUUCCAAACUAUCUUAACUGUAACCCACAAAAUAUAUUAUUGGUGCACAUAUUACAUUGUAAAUAAAAUUCAUUAAAUACUAAGUUGAAAGAAUGGUGGACUAGUGUAUAGUAAGAGUGGAUGGGAAUACUUUAUGUAUAUUAUGUUUGUCAGAAUAAAUGAUGUUAUAUAA
Molecule: messenger RNA, 5298 nt
Organism: Patella vulgata (common limpet)
Lineage: Eukaryota; Metazoa; Mollusca; Gastropoda; Patellidae
Product: hypoxia up-regulated protein 1
Exons: 26
Coding region: 148-3357 (1069 amino acids)
Biological process (GO): negative regulation of hypoxia-induced intrinsic apoptotic signaling pathway; endoplasmic reticulum unfolded protein response; cellular response to hypoxia
Cellular component (GO): endoplasmic reticulum chaperone complex
Molecular function (GO): ATP-dependent protein folding chaperone; ATP binding
Source: RefSeq, a predicted model, not a curated record